UCUCUUCCUCUCUCUCUUCCUCUCUCUCUCUUCCUCUCUCUCUCUCUUCCUCUUUCUCUCUCUCUGACGUGGUAUAACGUGUAUGUGUGUGAGUGAGUGAGUGUAAGUGAGAGAGAAAGAGCAAAAUCGGUCCACUUCCCUCAUCCAAGCAGACAGUGAACCUGGAGAGGAAGGAGCAGCCCGUCUCCACACUAACUAUUAAAGAGUCCAACCUCUCCAACUAGAAACCUCUCAACAUCACUAAGGAUGCAGCGUUCCUUAUGAGCAGCAAUAUAAAGAGCUGUACCUAUCGGGAUCGUCAUUGGGUAAAGCCUUCUCCUACCACUCCAGAGGCCCAUCUAAUCUCUUCUACCACUCCAGAGGGUCCAUCCAAUCUCUUCUCCUACCACUCCAGAGGGUCCAUCCCAUCCCAUCCCUUCCUCUACUACUCCAGAGGUCCAUCCAAUCUCUUCUCCUACCACUCCAGAGGCCCAUCCAAUCUCUUCUCCUACCACUCCAGAGGCCCAUCCAAUCUUCUCCUACCACUCCAGAGGCCCGUCCAAUCUCUUCUCCUACCAAUCCAGAGGGUCCAUCCCAUCCCAUCCCUUCUCCUACCACUACAGAGGCCCAUCUCAUCUACAGUCCAGACUUCCAGCAUCUAGUGUUGGGUUACCUGGUGCACGACCGGACUUUGUCUCUUGAAUUAAAAGUGGGACUUUGCCAGACUUCCACCAGCCAAGGGUGGCCUGUCCAUGCCCUGUCCAGCUCUACCUGCCCAAAAAAGACAGUACCAUUACCACCUGAACAUCUGUUGCUAAUCCCCAACCCAGUCCCCAGUUCCUCAGCCCAAUCCCACUGCAGGGGAGGAUGGGUGAUGGGCCUUUGAGUCUCCCUGGCCUCUCUCCUUCCGUCUUUCUCAUCCUUGCAUGGAGCCUCCUUCUGACACCUCCAGUUCCCCCUGGAACACAUCCACCUCCAUCUCUAGACCUCCAGGGCCAUGGCUCCCAGCCCUCCCAGUCUCGCUGCACCCCAACGUGAGUUUUCCUGUGGGCAUCGGCGCUAGCGGAGCCCCCCUGUCCCUGACCCACUCCCUGGCUCUGGUUGCCAUGCUCCUCAUGGACCUCCUGGCCGUCGUUGGCAACCUAGCCGUCAUGGCUGUCAUCACCAAGACGCUGCAGCUGAGGAAGUUCGCCUUCGUGUUCCAUCUGUGUCUGGUUGACCUGCUGGCGGCUCUGGUUCUGAUGCCUCUGGGGAUGCUGUCGGACCGGAUCUUGGUGCAUGAUGAGGCACUCUGCCAGAGCUACCUCUGCCUGAGUGUAGGGCUGGUCAGUGCCGCCAUUUUGUCUAUCUCAGCCAUCAACGUGGAGAGGUAUUACUACAUCGUCCACCCGAUGCGCCAUGAGGUGAAAAUGACAGUAGGGGUGGUUGUGGCAGUGUUAGUCGGGAUCUGGGUCAAAGCUAUUUUGAUGUCAGCUCUGCCUCUACUGGGCUGGGUGCCCCAGGGAAACCAGGGGGUAGGUGUCGGACUUGGAAGAGGACUAGGGAGUCCCGUGAUCCCGGGUCCUCCAAACCAGAGACGUUGCUCCCUACACUGGACUGGAGGAGGAGGGACCACACGAUUAAUCUUCAUGGUCUUCUUCACCUUUGUCUACUUCCUGUGUACAGUACUGAUCAUUCUGAUUGUGUACUGUAACAUGUUUAAAGUAGCCCGGGUGGCAGCCAUGCAGCAUGGCCCCUUACCUAUGUUGAUGGACACACCUGGUCCCAGCCCUCACCGCUCCGAGUCCCUCAGCAGCCACUCUACCAUGGCUGUCAGCUUGGGGGGCCCAUGUCCUCCACUCCGCUCCCCCAGUCAGAGGACCUUCAAUGGGGGUAAAGCCGCGGCAGUCCUGGUGGCGGUUGGAGGCCAGUUCCUAUGCUGCUGGCUGCCUUACUUCUCCUUCCACCUGUACGCCGCCCUGGUCUCUACCCCCCAGGCCUCCCUGGCUUCGGCCCAGCUGGAAGAAGUCGUGACCUGGAUCGGUUACUUCUGCUUCACCUCCAACCCUUUCUUCUAUGGCUGUCUGAAUCGGCAGAUCCGAACAGAGCUGGGCCGAAGCCUGGCCUGUCUCUUUAAGCGGGCGGGGCCGGGCGAUGGGGAUCAGCUGGCCAGCCGAGAGGCCUCCAUCGAGGAGAACUUCCUCCAGUUCCUCCAGGGGACAGGGUGUAAUCUGGAGCCCUCCACCCAGGCACACAGCAGGGCCAGCAGGACCGAGGAGGAGGCGGGGGAGAGGGGCCGUCUUCGAGAUGGACCAGGUCAGGAGAACACGCUGGUCCAGGAACACACGCCUGUUGACUUCCACAUCCCUGGACAGAUUAUCGAGAAGACCUCGGAGUUCUUGGAGCAGCAGGAUCUGAAUCUGAACGAUGACAUCAACCUAGCGGAAAAUUGCUGCCGAGUAAACAGGACAGUGCUGGACAGUGCCUGAACUCUUGUACUGGAUGUUCAUCUGUACAGUAGGCCUGUUUUUGGACCAGGCGUCAGAGGUAGAAGCACUAAAGCCUUAGUCUGCAGGCCAAACACCGCCGUAGAAGUCCUAUGGUGGAAACGGCAAGUAGAUGACCUGUUAUUUAGAACAUCUGGGGUAUUCUAUUUGAUGCUGUUUGACGAUUUUGUUGUCCACCUUUGCUACAGUUGGAUUAUGGUACAUACAAGUACCUAGUACGUGAGACAUUGCUCUUGAGCUACAGUUACAGUGAAGCUAUCAUAUAGACUUGGUAUCUUCUUUUGAAGAAUUCGGGUUGUUAUUAUUAUGUGCAUUUUUUGGGACUGUCACUAGAAUCAGGGUUCCUUUAGGAGGUAUGAUGAAGGGUUCGGGGAAAUUCCAUUUCAAUUCCAGUAAAAUCAAGAAAUAAACUAAAAUUCCAAUUCCAAUCAUCCUCAAUGCUUUUCUAAUGAGGUUUACUUCCAAAAAAGACUGAAUUUAAAUGUAAUUGACCCUAACCCUGGUUUAAUAACAUUGGUACCCAUUUACCAUUAAGACCAAAACCCAUUACAUCAAAUACAUACAGCCAGUCUAUCUACCUCCCCUGUUUCCUGUCAAUCUUCCGAAUGAUUUAUAUUCUGGUCAAGGAGAGUGAGAGAACAUCUAGCAUAUUACCACUUGACAAUCUUUGUUUUAGUGUGGAUGAACACCCCCCCCCCCAAGACAAUCAGUUAGACAAAUGCAAAACUCCAAUCCUAUAGACAUACAUACAGUAGCAGACAAAGGGUUAAGAACCAGGUCAAAACACAGAUCACAGAAAAAAGGGGGCAGAAUCAAUUUGUAUGAAAAGCGUGUUUAUUCCACAUUCCAGUCUCAUUCUCCACUUCCUAAUGCAACCAAGAAAUGAAUACAGAUUUAGUCAUUUUCCAUUUCUGACUGCAUCUCAAUUUGAAGCUCUAUGGGCCCUGGUCAAAAGAAGUGCACUAUAUGAGGAAUAGGGUGCCAUUUUGGAUGCAGCCAAUGUGUUAACAGGAUCAUUUCACAGCUGGUUCUUUGCCAGUGGUAUUUAUAGCAAGCUGGCACGUUGGGUUAUUUUAGACUCUCAAUCCAUUAAUGCUAUUAUUUGGUCUAUUUAUUUGAGCAGAAACCCACAUUGGUGUGUCACUGUGAUAUCUCACAGACAACAACUUCUUAACUACUGAUAUUAUCUUAUCUUAUUUUCCAAGAGAAUGUUGAUGCAGAUUAUUUGGCACGAUUAACAAAUGGUUAGGCAAUAAUUACUGUAUAGAAUAGAUAGUGUAUAAUGACAAAUCUAGCUUUUUCUUUUUUUUUCAUAUUUUCCACAGCUCCAUGCUCAAUUUGAGCCCUCUCUCUCUGUCACGGAAGGGAAGCGUGGAGUUUCAGUGUGUUCAAAUGUCAACUUCAUUCAAAAUGUCAGUUUAGAGAUGGACAGCAGCAGACAGCUGUUGAAGCCACUUAUAAAAUGGGGACAAUGGGGACAGAUUCAAAAGAUUUGGGCUGAGUUCCAAAUGGCACCCUGUUCCCUAUAUAGCACACAAUUCUUUUUUACCAGAACCCUAUGGGCCCUGGUCAAAAGUUUUGCACUAAGUAGGGAAUAGAGUGCCAUUUUAGACGAAACCAAUUGCCAACCUCCAACAAUGUCCCUUGUGUUUACAGGUAAACGCUGGCGAGUGCCUAACAGUACAGGCUAAGUGUUCUGUGGUGUUUACCUAGAAACACCCACGGCUUGUUGUGGCUACACAGUAAAGGUGACAGACAGACAGGAGUGAUGAAUGAUUCUUACACAUGGCACGCUUUUACCUUCGCCUUUCUCCCUACAAGCUGUAUUCUCUCUCUCUCUGUCUCUCUCCCUCCCUCUCUCUCUCUGUUUCUGUCUCUCUGUCGCUCUCUGUCUCUCUCUCUGUCUCUCUCUCUGUCUCUCGCUCUCUUGCUCUGUCUCUCUCUGUGUCUCUCUCUCUGUCUCUCUGUCUCGAUCUCUCUCUCUCUCUCUCUCUCUCUCUCUGUCUGUCUGUCUCUCUCUCUCUGUCUGUCUCGCUCUGUCUCUCUCUCUCUCUGUCUCUCUCUCUCAAUUCAAUUCCAUUAAAAAGGCUUUAUGGACAUGAAAAGUGUUAAACACAGACAUUGCCAAAGCAAAUGUGUAAACUUCAAAUCACGCUAAUGUCGCCUUCCCUUCCCUCUCUUUUCGAGAGGAACAAGUCCAUCGGCAUGAUCACAAGAUGCAAAACACCAAGCACUCUGGGAAGUUUUAGAUUUGGGUGAAAAGUUUUUGGAGAGAAGAAAUAUAAACGUUCCUAAUUUUCUUGUGUCCAUAUUGACCCUGGUCCACUAUAUAGGGAAUAGAAUGCCAUUUGGGACACAACCUUGUGUAAUGACUUCAGUGCUGACUGUUGUUUUUCAAUAGGACCGUUUCUAUUUCUAGCACAUUUAUUUUGCAUGAAAAGAAAAUGGGAUGGUGAGGCAAACUCCCAAAUUAGUCAAAACUGGAUUAAUGACAAGCAAAAUCAAUGUCAUCCUGAGUUGUCUUUCAACUGGUUGCAGCUUAGUACGGUCUUCGCUUGUGAACUAGCCGGGAAUAUCCGUUCUCGCCCAGAGAACAACCUUCAAUUGGUAUUUCAGACCAUAUUGUGGCAUGUUUUCUCCUUCAACACUAACCUUGAAUCCCAUGGAGGGUAUCCUAAAAUGGAGAACAUGAAAAUGUUUGGCUAUAUAGCCAGAUGGUUAAUAAAAAGAUUGACAGUAUAUUUAUUUAUUCAGUUAUUCAUUCUUUUGUAUUUAAUCAUUUAUUUUGUGCCUAGAAAUUAAAUUGACUGUUUGGGUUUUUAGAUCUGUCUGUUUUAUUUUAUCUCUUUCUAUUUUGACAUCUCUUCUGUAUUGGUUACCAAUCACAGUAUGAAUUAAAGAUAUAGACUAGA
Messenger RNA from Salmo salar (Atlantic salmon), 5377 nucleotides. RefSeq names its product G-protein coupled receptor 61-like. Gene Ontology annotation, cellular component: signaling receptor complex; endosome; plasma membrane. Gene Ontology annotation, biological process: G protein-coupled receptor signaling pathway. Gene Ontology annotation, molecular function: G protein-coupled receptor activity. NCBI's taxonomy places the organism in Eukaryota, Metazoa, Chordata, Actinopteri, Salmoniformes, Salmonidae. The record is from RefSeq and is a predicted model, not a curated record.